AUGAAGACGGUUCUGCUCUCUCUCCUCUGGCCUAUGGCUGCUCUCGCGGCCACCACCACAAAUCUCACCACAACAGGCUGUGUUGACGCCUCGGGCCUUCAAAAGUGCCUUGACAACGUUGCCUCCACUGCACAGACGUGCCUGGAUAAUGCGCGCAAGGCUGGCAGCCAGGCCGAGAUUAUCGCCUGCGGGUGUGUGUACUACACCGACAACGUCAACUGCUACGCCGCCAGCUGCUGGAACCGUGUCUACGAGUGCGAGUACCAGAAAUAUGUUUACGAGUAUCUAAAGAACUGCGAGACCGCCAAGCUUCCCCUGCCAUACUUCCCUGCGCCAGAUAAUGCACCGGAUGCGUGCUCCUGCAACCUCGGAAAGGUGUACCAGACGUUCCUUAACAAUCUUAACGAGGGUACCUCGUGCAUCAAAGGAUCGUCAUCUUUCGGGAAAAGGGAUGCGCUUGGAUCAAUUAACAAAAUGGUCGCCUGCGAAUGCUGCGCAAUGAGCGGCGCUCUUUCCGGCAUAUACGAGACAUGCCCUGACACCGAUCCCAAUCUCGUUGGCCUAUCAUACGUAUCUCAGCUCGAAACUCUCUACAACCAGCCAUUCUCGUCUUGUGCCCCCUACAUGUCCUCUUACGAUUGUCAGAAGGAUCUCAGCUUCACUGCCGCUAGCAGUUACAUCUCGCCCGGCAGUGCCCUUACCACCGGCAAGGGGAGCCUCUCAAACGGAGCUGGCAGCGUGACCAGCCCGGGAAGCGGUUCCGUUUUCUCAUACACCAACCUGGCCGACAGCGUUGUCUACACAAUCACCGCGGCGAGCGCGAGCGGGAAUCAUAAUAGCGGAGGAAGUGGAAGCUCGAGUGGCUCGGCUCAGGCCAGCGCGACUGGUAGCAAGAGCAGUGAUCAGAAGGGCGCAGCUAUGGGCAUCAGUGUAGCAGGGAAAAGCGCCCUGCUGGUGAUUCUUACGUUUCUUGUGGUCAUUCUAUAG
Messenger RNA from Clonostachys byssicola, 987 nucleotides. NCBI's taxonomy places the organism in Eukaryota, Fungi, Ascomycota, Sordariomycetes, Hypocreales, Bionectriaceae. The record is from the annotation of a GenBank genome assembly.